GCUGCGGGUGACGCGGCCGCGGAAGCCUGGCGCGCCGACACCCCGGUCGGUCCGCGGUCCUGCCCGGAGCCCCGGCCUCCCUCCCGCCGGCCGCUCCGGCCUGUCCUCGCCCUCCGGCCCCGCGCCUCCGUUUCGGGUGCGAACGACCGCCGGUCCCUGACCAUGGCGUCCCUCUUCAAGAAGAAAACCGUGGACGAUGUAAUAAAGGAGCAGAACCGAGAGUUACGAGGAACACAGAGGGCUAUAAUCAGAGAUCGAGCAGCACUGGAGAAGCAAGAAAAACAGCUGGAAUUAGAAAUAAAGAAGAUGGCCAAGAUCGGUAAUAAAGAAGCUUGCAGAGUUUUAGCUAAACAGCUUGUACAUCUACGGAAACAGAAGACACGAACUUUUGCUGUUAGUUCCAAAGUCACUUCUAUGUCCACACAGACAAAAGUGAUGAAUUCCCAGAUGAAGAUGGCUGGAGCCAUGUCCACCACAGCGAAGACCAUGCAGGCGGUGAACAAGAAGAUGGAUCCACAGAAAACAUUACAGACGAUGCAGAAUUUCCAGAAGGAGAACAUGAAAAUGGAGAUGACUGAAGAAAUGAUCAAUGACACCCUUGAUGACAUCUUUGAUGGCUCUGAUGAUGAAGAAGAAAGCCAGGACAUUGUGAACCAAGUUCUUGAUGAAAUUGGGAUUGAAAUCUCUGGAAAGAUGGCCAAAGCACCGUCCGCUGCCCGAAGCUUACCAUCUGCCUCCACUUCAAAGGCUACAAUCUCCGAUGAAGAGAUUGAAAGGCAACUGAAAGCAUUAGGGGUAGAUUAGCAGAGAAGCCAGUCUAUUUGCACUUACAAUAUGUAGUAUAAAGCAAGCCAGUGCAGAUUACUUUUACAAAACACAUUUAUUUUGCAAAUAUGAAGCCCAUGAGUGAACAGUUGUUUCGUAACCCAUGGCUAUUUUGAAUAUUUUGCCAAAGAAUGACAAGAACGCAAAAAUGAGAACAGUUUGGGUUUUAAUGAGAACAAUUCAGGAGUGGUGAUGUGUAAAAGUUGACUUCUUUUCUGCAUGGCAUAGAAAAAUGGUAUCAUUACUUAGUAUCAGUUUAUGUGCUAAAUCUUUUUACACAGAAUACAAAUUCAUGUUAAAUGCCAGUAGGCAUCAACUUAACAUGACUUGUAAAAUAUUAAAAGUAUAUUGUUAACUCUGUAUCUGUUGCUUGUCCUUUGAAAUUAGUUAUGUACUCUGAUCAUAGGCGGUUCAGCUGCCAAAUUAUUUUUAAAUGAUCAGAAAAAGAGCUAUUUAAACAUCUGUCUUAAAACUAUCCUGACUUUUUCUUUCCCCCCCUUUGGGAGAAUAUUCUGGUUGGUAAGUUUAUUACCUUUCAAAGUGUGCUCGGCACCUGCCUUAUAUAGCACAAACAUAUUGUGCACAUCUUUAAAUUAUUUUAACUGGCAGAAAAUAAUUACAUUUUAAGAUAAAAUUGAGGCUUCUUAGAACAGUUAUUCAAACUCUCUUUUAAGACUUAUGAAAGUGAAUUGAAUAUAAUUAGCAAAAAGAAAAAAGGACACAGAAUUAAUAACAUUUUAUAGUAAUGAAACAACAUGGUUUGGUCUUUCCAAGAACAGAUUUUCUAUAUGUAAAUACCUUAAUCUGUCCUGAAUUAUGAAUGGUGUUAGUGUGUGUUAAGCCCUCCAAAUUAAAGCCAUUCUUUCUUCUAAACUGAGUUAUUACUACUAUAACAGUAUUUGGCCAAGAUUUUUCAAAUAACCUUUUUUUUUGGUAAAUAAACUGAACUUUGCUAGAAAUUACUUUCUAAAUGUGUAUCACUGUGGUAGCAGGGUUUUGGUUUAUUUUUGUUUUUAAGGAAAACUUGCUAUACAAUUUUAUGUAUAAAGCAAGAGAAAAUGAAGGGUACCACAAGAAUUAGAAUAGAAUUUAGAAUUAGGUUAAUUUUGAAAACUGAUGUUGUAACAUAUGGAUUCUGACACCCCUCCCACACACAAAAAUGCUGAAGGAAUUGAGAUCUGUGCAGCUGGGUUAGUUGAAAAUAAUGGGCAUUCUGACUGCUGCUAAGUAGUCACGCACAUCCUGGGCCUAGCACAUGGCAUGGUUUGGUGCAAGGGCACAACACCAAGCCAUCUAGUUCAGAAGUGUGGCCAUUUUGUAAGCUUCAUUAUUGAAAGUCUUAAGUACACAAUUCACAUUUCCCAGGACAGAGUUGUGUCAAAACAUUGUACUGUAUUAUGGGGUGUUGGCUCAGAACAUGUGUUAGAUGUACAUAAUAAUGCAAUCUAACCUUACUUACUUUCACUUUCUUGUUUACAUCUGGGGGACUUUGUUUUUAAAAUUAUUUUGUUAAAAAACAAUAAAGAGUUAUUGCUUAUUA
This is a messenger RNA of Jaculus jaculus (lesser Egyptian jerboa), 2365 nucleotides long. RefSeq names its product charged multivesicular body protein 2B (gene Chmp2b). Bases 163 to 804 code for a protein of 213 amino acids. Lineage: Eukaryota; Metazoa; Chordata; Mammalia; Rodentia; Dipodidae. The record is from RefSeq and is a predicted model, not a curated record. Gene Ontology annotation, cellular component: ESCRT III complex; multivesicular body. Gene Ontology annotation, biological process: endosome transport via multivesicular body sorting pathway; protein transport; late endosome to vacuole transport. The transcript has 6 exons.